GGUUGGCGAAAAGUGGAGAUGUGUGUUUUGUUUUCCUCACAGGACCAAGAUCAAUGCAUCUGCUGAUAAAUAAUGUCUUGCGUAUGUUAAUAUUGUCAACUUAUUAUCAGUCAUGCUAAACGGCGACUGUUCUGUGGAGACAUUUUACAUUUGUAGUUGCUUUUGCACUGACAACAUAUUUUUGGAAGACUACAAACUUCAUGUUCGAUAUGUGUCUGAAGACCAAUUUAGAUGGGACUAUAAGAACGUCCUGACAACCCUUGGUUGCACCACAGCUGCACAUUUCGAAUCUGUUCUUACUAAGGUCCACGCAGAAGUCGAAAGGCGUAAAAGCCUAGCUGUAAAAUCUGAAGAAAGAACAGCCUACAUAAAGAAUCAUUACAAACCUCUUCAUCCCCAUGUCUACCACUUACAGGAGGAUUAUCUGGCUCCAGAAUUUAUUGAAAUUGUGCAGUACUCACUAAGCAACGACGCAACCAUGGAUGGGUUAUUAAAACUGAUACAGUCAGAGACUGCACCAAGAGUCUAUAGGUUCCCAGUGUUCACCAUCAACUUUUGCCACGAUCUCAUUGAAGAGUUGGAGCAUUUUGAGGCGUCAGACACACCUAAAGGAAGACCCAACACCAUGAACAAUUAUGGGAUCCUCCUGAACGAACUGGGCUUUGACGACACCUUCAUAUCUCCUCUGCGAGAGCGUUACCUGGGUCCCGUGGCGUCCCUGCUGUAUCCUGACUGCGGUGGCCAGUGUCUGGACAGCCACAAGGCCUUUGUGGUGAAAUAUGCCAUGAACGAGGACCUGGACCUCACUUACCACUACGACAAUGCAGAGGUCACCCUCAACGUAUCGCUGGGGAAAGAGUUCUCAGAAGGAAAUUUAUAUUUUGGAGACAUGAGACAGGUGCCGCUGGGCGAGACGGAGUGUACGGAGGUGGAGCAUCGCGUGGCCGAGGGCCUUUUCCACAGGGGUCAGCAGAUGCACGGGGCCCUGCCCAUCUCCUCCGGCCUGCGCUGGAACCUCAUCGUCUGGAUGAGGAGCUCGCAACAGCGCAACCGCCUCUGCCCCAUGUGCAACAAGAAGCCCAUGCUGGUGGAGGGUGGCGGCGGCUUUGCUGACGGGUUCACCAAAGGGGAUGGGUCGCUGGGGGACAGGCCCUGGUGUGUCUUACACUAAGGGGAACCUCAGAGCCUGCUUGUUUGUUUGUUUGUUUGUGAGGCUUUCUUGCUUUGGCAUGCCUGGGAUCUAAAACAAGGCCCGGGCAUUUUUGCACGCCCCCUCUGAAUUUGGGGCUAGUCUAUAAGAAAAUACAAAAAGCAUCGGCUCCUGAGGCCCAUCAGCCCACUGGGAAAUGCCUUAUAUGCCAGAUUACCUGUCCAGGCCUGCUAAGUAAGGAUUGUAUAGAAUCUUUUGCCUUUGGUCAGUUUGUCUACAAACAGUGAAUAUUGAUACAGCAGCACAUUUUAUGAAUGUUUUAUAAAGCUUAUCAUGGUGUAGUAAUUAUUCCUUUUGUAAUGUUGUGAUUGGCUGUUUAUGAUUGAGUCUUGUAAAUGUACAUGAAUACAUGUUAUUGCACAUGUAAAGGUUACAUGUGCAAUGUGUGAGCUUUGCACAUGCACAUGUGUAUUUAAGAUGAGAGUCCAUGCUGUCAAUAAUAAAUCUAUAUAUAUUUGAUUUAAAUAAAAUAUAUUGUUAUGACCUCA
Molecule: messenger RNA, 1698 nt
Organism: Engraulis encrasicolus (European anchovy)
Lineage: Eukaryota; Metazoa; Chordata; Actinopteri; Clupeiformes; Engraulidae
Gene: ogfod2
Product: 2-oxoglutarate and iron-dependent oxygenase domain containing 2
Exons: 7
Coding region: 113-1171 (352 amino acids)
Molecular function (GO): oxidoreductase activity, acting on paired donors, with incorporation or reduction of molecular oxygen; L-ascorbic acid binding; iron ion binding
Source: RefSeq, a predicted model, not a curated record